Molecule: messenger RNA, 507 nt
Organism: Pieris macdunnoughi
Lineage: Eukaryota; Metazoa; Arthropoda; Insecta; Lepidoptera; Pieridae
Source: the annotation of a GenBank genome assembly
AUGGGAAAAGAGAAAUCUAAAUCCAAAAAGAAACGUAGAUCUUCUGAUGACAGUUCUGGUAGUACAUCUAGCAGCUCGGAUUCAAGUCAGGAAAAGAAGAAACUUCGGAAGCUUAAAAAGAAAUUAAAGAGAGAAAAAAAGAAAACCGAAAAGGCUUUAAAAAAGAAGUUGAAGGAAGAGAUAAAAAAAUUAAAGAAAACUCGUCGGAGCUCUAGUCGAAGUAUUGAUGGCGGUAAAGAUGAAGUUUCCAGUGAUAUUCCUAUUGAAUUAAUGGAGAAAUCUAAAGCAAUGGCACCAAUGACAAAGGAAGAAUGGGAGAAGAAACAGAGUGUUGUAAGAAGAGUGCUAGAUGAAGAAACUGGACGUUACAGAUUAAUAAAAGGAGAUGGAGAGGUUUUAGAAGAAAUAGUAUCAAGAGAUCGGCAUAAACAGAUAAAUCGGGAAGCUACUACUGCUGAUGGAAAUUUCUUUCAGAAGCAAACAGUUGAUAAACAAUUCUUUAAAUAG